AUGCCUUCAAGCAAAGGGAAGCCCACAGAUCCUGAACUAAGGGAGCAGAUCAAAGAAGAAAUCAAACAGGAGCCCAAUAAAUCUGGCGGUGGUGAGGGACAAUGGUCCGCGUGGAAGGCUACAAAACUCGCUAAAGAGUACGAGAAGCAAGGAGGUGAUUAUGAGGAUGAGGCUGGCAGUAAGAAUAAGCCUAAAAAAGGAGAGCCGGAGAAGAAGGAAUAG
Cadophora gregata is the source of this 222-nucleotide messenger RNA. RefSeq lists its product as uncharacterized. Lineage: Eukaryota; Fungi; Ascomycota; Leotiomycetes; Helotiales; Ploettnerulaceae. The transcript is spliced from 4 exons. The record is from RefSeq and is a predicted model, not a curated record. Bases 1 to 222 code for a protein of 73 amino acids.